AUGAGAUCGAAUUCAAACCACCUCUUUAAGAAGGAACCAAUAUAUGAUUCUGAAAUUUAAUUAGUCAAGAAUUUCUUAAAAACAGCUAGGAUUGCAAUAUAAAAUAAAGUAGAAUGUAAAUAAAAUUAAUUAUUUAAACUAAGGGUUAAUAGAUGCCAUAAUAAUAAUAAUAAGAAGUUGAUUUGAAUAUGAAUAGAGUAGCAAGUUAAGUAAGUUAAAGUUAUAUUAAUACACCACUCUAGAAUAAAGUUUUGCCCAAAUAUCUUAAAGUCAGGUUAAAGUUAUUAAUGACUGGAUACUUAAAUGGGCGAAGAGUAUUAAUCAGGAACUUGGUAAUUUUUUUGGGUAUAUAAUGGUGCUAUCAUUCAAAUUUUAAUGAUCAAAUUAAGGUAAGUACAUUAUUAUUUUUUAAUUAUGUUCACAAAUUAAAAUUUUAAAUGAAAAGUUUUUAAGGGAAAUUGAAAAACAUGGAAUUCCAGAUAAAAGUGAAUAAAUGA
This is a messenger RNA of Paramecium pentaurelia, 497 nucleotides long. The record is from the annotation of a GenBank genome assembly. NCBI's taxonomy places the organism in Eukaryota, Ciliophora, Oligohymenophorea, Peniculida, Parameciidae.